Chroicocephalus ridibundus (black-headed gull) is the source of this 6743-nucleotide messenger RNA. RefSeq names its product cell division cycle 14B (gene CDC14B). NCBI's taxonomy places the organism in Eukaryota, Metazoa, Chordata, Aves, Charadriiformes, Laridae. Gene Ontology annotation, molecular function: protein tyrosine phosphatase activity; protein tyrosine/serine/threonine phosphatase activity; protein serine/threonine phosphatase activity. Gene Ontology annotation, cellular component: nucleolus; mitotic spindle; spindle pole. The record is from RefSeq and is a predicted model, not a curated record. Gene Ontology annotation, biological process: protein dephosphorylation; regulation of exit from mitosis; microtubule cytoskeleton organization.
UGCAGGGAGCUGCCGCUGGCUCGGGGCGGGGGGGGCCGUAGGUGCAUGGGGCGGUGGGAGGGGGCGGUGUCCGGGGAGACGCGUCAGCCGCCGCCGUCGUCGUCGUCGCCGGGUCCCUCCCCUCCGGCGGCCCGAGCCCCGCGGGGAGCGGCGCGGAGAGGAUGAGGCGUGCCGCCUCGCACCCACCGUAGCGGCGCGGCCGCCUCCGCCAUGAAGCGGAAGAGCUGGGCCGAGGCCCGGCGCCGCGCAACCCCGGCGCCGCCGGCGCUGAAGAGAACUCGGGGCGCGGCGUCGCGGGCGGCGGGGGGCGAGGUGGAGCGGCGGCAGCAGCAGCAGCAGCAGCCGCCUCCCCCCGCCGGGCUGGAGACCUGCCUGAGGAUCGCCGAUCGCCUUUAUUUUGCAAUUCUUUGCCAAAAACCAAAGAGUGGAGUUGCAAAUACCCAUUAUUUCUGCAUAGAUGAUGAACUUGUAUAUGAGAACUUCUAUGCAGACUUUGGACCACUCAAUCUGGCAAUGGUCUACAGAUACUGCUGCAAGCUAAAUAAGAAAUUAAAGUCAUUUUCAUUGAUAAGGAAGAAAAUAAUUCAUUAUACUGGCUUUGAUCAGAAAAAGCAAGCAAAUGCUGCAUUCCUCAUAGGCUCCUACGCAAUAAUAUACCUGAGAGAAUCUCCAGAAGACGUGUACAGGCUUAUAUUGGCUGGAAGCAUUUCGUAUCUUCCUUUCAGGGAUGCUUCCUUUGGUACUUGCAGUUUUCAUCUGACAUUGCUGGACUGUUUUCAUGCAAUAAACAAGGCUUUGCAAUAUGGUUUCCUGGAUUUCAAUACAUUUGAUGUAGAUGAAUAUGAGCAUUAUGAAAGAGCAGAAAAUGGAGAUUUUAACUGGAUAAUACCAAACAAAUUCAUUGCCUUCAGUGGACCUCAUUCAAGAAGUAAAAUUGAAAAUGGCUAUCCCCACCAUGCUCCAGAGGCUUAUUUCCCGUACUUCAGGAAACAUAAGGUCACCACUAUAAUACGCCUCAACAAAAAACUGUAUGAUGCCAAACGAUUUACAGAUGCUGGAUUUGAGCAUUUUGACCUCUUCUUCGCUGAUGGAAGCACACCUAGCGAUACUAUAGUUAAAACAUUUCUAAAUAUUUGUGAAAAUGCUGAAGGUGUUAUAGCUGUUCAUUGCAAAGCUGGUCUUGGACGAACUGGUACACUUAUUGCCUGUUACAUUAUGAAGCAUUAUCGCAUGACAGCUGCAGAAACUAUUGCCUGGAUUAGAAUAAAUAGACCUGGUUCAGUGAUUGGACCACAACAACACUUCCUGAUGGACAAACAGGCAGAACUUUGGACAGAAGGAGACAUUUUCCGUGCAAAGUUGAAAGGAAACCGUAAAAUUGCUGUAACAAGAAUUCUCUCAGGAGUAGAUGAUAUUUCAAUUAAUGACACAAGAAACAGGAGAAUGAGCCGAAAGGACAUUGAACUGUACAGUGAUGAAGAUGAAACAAACUGUGUAACACAAGGGGAUAAGCUUCGUGCUCUGAAAAGUAGAAGGCAGACAAAAUCUCCAACUGCAUCACCGCUAACAGUAAUUCUGCAGUCCAGUGUUCAGAAAAAUAACCCUGAACCUAGCAUUUCUGACUGUACAGACAUUACUAAAAGAACUACCAGGUCUGCUGCAAGAAAAAACAGUUUAAAAAGCAGCCAGUCUGUCUCAAGGACUAGAACAGUACUUCGUUAAAUUUCAAAUAAGCAACUAGUGUUGAAGAUGAUAUUCAGGAAUGAAGGGGAUGUGACCUCUAGAGGGGACUUGAUGCAUUUCAAGGAAGAUUACUGUGGCUUCAUUUUUCAGAAAAAGUGAAACAGAAGAACCUCUUCCAUACAUGUAGAAUAAAAUGAACUGUCAGCGUGCUUGGUAGACACUUCCCUAAUGUGCUAACACUUCCUCAAACAAAUCUGUGUGUGUUUAGACUCAGGUGUAAAUACUGAAGCUCUCUAUUAUAAAGAGGGCUUGCUAGUACGUAUGAUGCAUGUGUAUAAAUUGUGAUGGCAAUCACUUAGCUGCUGACCGCCAGAAAUGAAAAGAUGGUGGGAGCUUUUAAGUAUAUAAAUCUGUCUUGUCCACUCAGACUGGGCUCAAGUCCCCACUUGAGACUGAAAAUCAACCACAAAAGCUUUUUUCCUAUAGUAUUGGUACUCUCCUGUGUUAAUUGGCUGUUCUUUCUUAUUUUUUAUGAAGUUUUUUAUGAAGCUACAGUAUUGAGUACACAAAGUAAAUAUUGUCCACCAAAGAGUGCUUUAUUUUCAACGGUUGCGUGGAUUGUUUAUUUUGAAAAAAAUAACUAUAAGUAAUUAACUUAUAGUUUUUAAUAGUAACAGAUUUUUAGUUGUUCACAACCAAUGGCUCUUUUAACUAGUUGUAGUUGCUUUAAACCUGGUAUGAUUUUAAAGGGGAGGAAAAACAGCUUACCAUUUAAAGCAGUGCUGUCAUAUUGAAAUAUCAUUACUGUUUCUUCUCUUAUCUUCAAGUCUUUUAGGUGAAACUUUGAAUUACCAUGUCUAAAAUGCAAGAAUUUUACCCAGGUUUUAUCAGUACACUUAACAUGUGGGUGUCACUGGUUUUUAGCUUUGAGACACUUAAUGAGUGCAGCACACAAAAAAGGGAAAAUAAGCUUGCUGUACACUGAGAUUGGUAGUGGAACUCAGGGGCAGUUACAGUUUUUAACAUCUAAUUAACAGCUUACCUCUGUUAAAAGGCAGUGUAAUUUUUAGAGGAAUCUGUCUGAGACUGAAAUUUUCAUCCACUACGAGACUGUCUUCAAACACUGGCAGCAUUUUGCCUUACCCCUCUUCACAUUAUGAAAUCUCAGAGCUGGCUUUGCAGUGAUGUACCCUUGUCUGACAACUGAAGUUUAUAGCUGCAUAUCCCUCAGAUGAGGACUGUUACCACAUAGCCUUAAAUACAAUACAGUUAUCUGUUGAUGUAGUGACUCUUACACUAGAAAGCAGAAGAAAUGGAGAGAUCUGAAAUAGUAGCAAUAGAAGAACUGAAGUUUUUAAAGAUACAGAUUACCUCUGCAAGGGGGGAGAAUUUUCUUUUUAUGAAUGUAAACAGGCAGGUUCAGUGACUUGUUUCAGUCUGUGUCCUUUUAAAUUAAAUUAAGCUUUCUGUUAGGCUGGUGAUUUUUGAAUGCCAAUAUGGAUAACCACACGUUGGCUUGAAAACAUUUUGUGGCAAGAGCAUCAUGAGUUGGAGGGGAAGCAGGACGUGAAGUGUAAGUAAACUUACAGCUUAAGCUAUCAUAAAAUCAUAGACUAUGUUGGGUUGGAAGGGACCUUUUAAGGUCACCUAGUCCAACCCCCCUGCAGUAAGCAGGGACUUCUUUAACGAGAUCAGGUUGCUCAGAGCCUCAUCAAGCCUGGCUUUGAAUGUCUCCAGGGAUGGGGCCUCUACCACCUCUGUGGGCAACCUGUUCCAGUGUCUCACCACCCUCAUUUUAAAGAACUUCUUCCUAGUGUCUGAUCUAAACCUGCCCUGCUCUAGUUUAAAACCAUUGCCCCUUGUCCUAUUGCUGCGUGCCCUUGCAAACAGCCCCUCCUCAGCUUUCCUGUAGGCCCCCUUCAGGUACUGGAAGGCCACUCUAAGGUCUCCCUGGUGCCUUCUCUUCUCCAGGCUGAACGGCCCCAGCAGUCUCAGCCUGUCCUCAUAGCAUCUUUGUGGCCCUCCUCUGGACCCACACCAUCAGGUCCCUGUCCUUCUUGUGCUGAGAACUCCAGAGCUGGACACAGUACUCCAGGUGGGGCCUCACUCAGAGUAGAGGGGGAUAAUCACCUCUUUGGAUCUGCUGGCCAGCGUUCUUUUGAUGCAGCCCAGGAUGCAAUUGGCCUUCUGGUCUGCAAGCACACAUUGUUGGCUCAUGUCCAACCAAUAGCCCCAGGUCCUUUUCUGCAGGGCUGCUCUCUAUCAUGUCAUCCCCCAGCCUGUACUGAUAAUGAGGAUUGUCCCAACCCAAGUGUAGGACCUUGCACUUGGCCUUGUUGAAUUUCAUAAGAUUUGCUUGAGCCCACCUCAGUAGCUCAUCCGGGUCCCUCUGGAUGACAUCCCGUCCCUCUGGCAUGUUGACUGCACCACUCAGCUUGGUGUCAUCAGCAAACUUGCUGAGGGUGGACAUGAUCCCAGUGUCUAAAUCAUUGAUGAAGAUAUUGAACAGCACCCGUCCCAGUACGGAUCCCUGAGGGACACCACUUGUCACCCCUCUCCAUGUGGACAUCGAGCCAUUGACCACUACCCUCUGGAUGCGACCAUGCAGCCAGUUCCUUAUCCACUGAACAGUCCACCCAUCAAAUCCGUAUCUCUCCAACUUAGAGAGAAGGAUGUUGUGGGGGACCAUGUCAAAGGCCUCGCAGAAGUCCAGGUAGAUUAUAUCUGUUGCUCUCCCCUUGUCCACUCCUGCAGUCACUCCAUUGUAGAAAGCCACCAGGUUGGUCAGACAGGACUUGCCCCUGGUGAAGCCAUGCUGGCUGUCUUGAAUCACCUCCCUGUCUUCCAUGUGCCUUAGCAUAGCUCAUCCAUGAGUUUGGAUAGUCAAAAUUCGCAAAUAUGAAUACAAAGAAAAUAGAAGAGGCUUGUAUGGUGCAAAAUAAAGGUUCAGACCCCGAAUACUUUUUAUUUUCCUCUUCAUCCUCACCACCAUUUUCUUCUAGGUGAAAAGCAUCUGAGAGAGAGGGACAGAAUUCACCCUGAUGCAGUGAUUAAAAUUUCCUGGCUUUUUUUUUUUUUUUUUAAGUUAGCCACUUGCCCAAAAGUUGAAGUACAGGUAACGACAAUAGUAGGUAUAUUGUGCAACUAUGAAUCUGUGUUUAUUUUUAAAGAAAAUUCUUAUCUUGGAAGGCAGAAGGGAUGAAACUAGUGAGGUAGUUGUCCAAAAAGCAGAUGUGUUGCCCGGUGCGCAAUGAACCAAUUCUCGCACACAGGGGAGAUACUGUUUUUUUUUAUUCAGACUUGGGUGCUCAGUGGUUUUCCACAAAUCAAGCACACUUCAUGCUGGUUUCCUCUUUAUAUUUACGUACAAAAGUUACAAACUAGUACGCUCCCAGUUACAAUGACUGGUUAGUAAUUUACAUAUAAUUAUCAUACUGCUGAGUCAUUCUCUUCAAUCACUGCACCUGUGUGGAGGAAGGGUCUUCACCUGGGCAAGGGUCAUCUUGACCUGUGGGGGUGUGUUAUAGUAUUAUAACGAAGACAGUUAAGGACACCUGGACUUGGGUUUUCACUGCCAAGUUGGCAGUUGUUUGUAGAAUUGUUUAUAGAAACAUCUUGAUUAGAUGUUCAUUUAAGGUCUUAGUGUCCCAGGAAAACCAAAUAAUGAGGCUACAGAUGUUCCUUCAAACAAUUCCCUUUGAUCCACUCCUUAGCAACUACUUAGCAACUAUCUACAAUCAUCCUUAACUAUAGAGCCAGUACAUAAAGCUUGAUUAACUACAGAGGUGUGGUUAACUUUAAAUUCGAUGAUGGAUAUCAAGAUGAGAGGGUAAGAGUCAAAACAAGAACGAUUUAGUAAUAUUUCUUGUGUUUGGCAUUGCCCUUCUCUCAGCUGAGCUGCUUCUUUUAGCAUCUUCAUUUUUAACCUAAAAAUAAUCAGUCCCAUUUCACACCCCUUCCAAAUUCCAAAUUGGAAUUUGCCUUAGCACUUUCAUGUUCAUCAGAAGUAAAUUUGCAUAAAACAAGUGCACAAACACACACAAUAGCAACUCUAGCUAAACCAAAACUGCAUGUUUGGUGUGAAUGUGUUUCAGGGUACCCCUUCCACUACCCAGUAUCUUAGUGAGAAACACAUAAAUGUCAAAUGGAUUUUACAUUUGAACUCUCCAAACAGCCUUAUAUGGAAAAUUAACGCAUUACCUCAUUGUGUCCCAUCUAAUUGUAUUGCUUAGUUUGUUCUUCUGAAUUUUUAGUACUUUGUCUAGCAUUUUUAUUAUGCCAUACCAAAGCUGUCUUAAGUACAAGAAUCAAGAGUGGGCGUGGGUGAGGGAGGCCUUGGUUUCUCAAUCUUUUUUGAAUUGUGAAGUAUUACGUGCCAAAAUGGAAUGUGUGGCGGCAGCUGCAUCACCGUUGUACCACAGAGCAGCUGAGCGAAGUUAUUUCUGCUGCCAUCAAUUAGGAGUUUUUCCUUAGAAAUUCUUUCCCCUCUUUCAAAUACAUGACAGAUGGAUUCUCCCUUGAUCAAAAGUCUGCAGCAUACUCAAAAGCUGUAAUAUCUUGGGUCAAAUUGCUAGUUUCUAUUACAGCAUCAGUAACUCAGAUGUUAACCCAGACCUUGUCUUUUUGCCCCAGUGUGACAAUAGAGGAAGUGCUGCUGAUUCAUUUAAAACAAACAAAAAGAUUUGUAGAAACUCAUGCAUUAAAAUUUAAAAAAAUAAAAAGAAAAAUGUGAUGUUCACCAGUUUGUUGCACUGCAGUUUUUAUAUUAAUGGUUUGCAGACUGUUUGUCUUGCAUAAACUCAUGUACAGGCUAUCAAGUUCUAAAAUUUCUUGACUAAUCAGUACUGUUCAUCCUGAUUAUUUUUAAAUUGUAUAUUUCUAAUCAUAUUUUUUUAACUUGGAUUGACAGAACGGGAGUUUAUUUUGCUGAAGGUAUUUUUAAGAUAAAGCUUCAUAUUAUCUUGUAAUACUAAGUAGUUCAAUAUGCAUUUGUGUCUCAUUUGAAAAUACUGCAUAUUGUAUUUGAUUUUAUACAAAAUAUUCAAUAGUGACAAUUGUAA